Messenger RNA from Dentiscutata erythropus, 4813 nucleotides. NCBI's taxonomy places the organism in Eukaryota, Fungi, Glomeromycota, Glomeromycetes, Diversisporales, Gigasporaceae. The record is from the annotation of a GenBank genome assembly.
AUGUCAAGUUAUAAUUAUUCAGCGAGGGACCGCGCCCAUUCCUCAUCUCGGUCUUACUCGUCAGACCACCCACCUCAGCGUCCACCUCCUUCUAAUAGGACCUCCGCUCUCAAUUUAAACAACUUGUUGAAUUCGGACGAUCAACCAAUGUCACACACAUCCAGCCACUAUUCGCUUCCUCCUUUAGCUUCUCACGCGGCACCUUAUACUCAGCCGACUUUAUCGUUUUCGUAUAAUUCACAGACGAACAACACGCAUUAUGGACAUAAUCAUAACGAUUAUCCUCCUACCACUUUGUCUACUCCCUCCACCUUAUCACAUUCUCUUCAACCGUCGAUCCUUUCGAUUCAGCGCCAUUUACCAGCUUACAAUAACACUUCCUGGGGUUAUUCCGAGCCUUCUGCUCAUCAGCUACCGGGCACACAGUACAAAGUGGAUCACGGCAAUCACGUACCACAGCAAACAUUAUCGUUUAUUCAUAAUUCAAAUGUAAACCAAAACUCUUUGCACCGUAUCCACGAAAAUACCGGUGUUGUGCCUCACGAGACAUUACGUCCUUUACCUAUGUCCAUUAAUCAACUUUUGAGUAGAGAUCCGAAUGAAGAUACUAACUUCCAAUUUACGAAAUCACAGAAUGGCCCCGGCGGUGUAUUUGAUGGUGGCCCAUAUGGUAGAUCAAAUUUGACACAUGCUCCAACGGAUAGUACGGAAGAUAAAGAGAGUGCUAUAACUGCUUCAGAUGCAAACACUGAUGCGAGUUUACAUGGAUCGGACCGAUCAGAAGGCGAAUCCACUGAAGAGGAAGAAUUAAAAAUUAUUCCACCUCCACGUAAAAUACCUGAACCAGAGAUGGGAUUCGCUGUGUAUAACCUCGAUGUAACAAAAGUUUUCAAUCCUUCGACUCGUGAAUCUCAAGAACCAGAUAAUCUAAAAAUCAUUUCUGCCCCACAAACUUUUCAGCUUUCUCAAAGCAAUCGUAAGUUACCAGCCACUUCCGCAUCUCCAACAUUAAAAGUUUCCCCGAUUGCUCGUACAAAACGAGUCACAUCACCGAAACAACGACCUCAAUCUAAUCAGAAACCGCAAAAUAAAGUGUCAAAGACCAAAAAAUCAUCACGCAUUGACGCUGCAGGAAUUGAUACUCAGGAAUUGAGUCAUUCAUCUGAAUCUUCGGGUGCAACAGCUUUAAGCUCAAAAGCAGGAUAUGGCACAAGUCAAUCGAGUGAAUCAACUGGAUCUGAAGAGAGUGAUUCCGAUGGCACUAUAGAAGAAAAAUACAGCGAAGAGUUAAUUAAUUACAUGGUAGAAGUAUAUCAACGUCAAAAACGUGUUGUGGAUGAAUACGAGAGAAGAUGCAGGAUGAAGAAAGAAACCCUCCGUCGGAAAUUUUUAAGUCGGAUUAGCCUACGCAUUCCUCAUAGAACAUCUGAUAAGGAAAAUGAUAUGGGCUCGUUUAAAAGUAGAUCGAGACACAAAAAAGAAAAGCGAAAACAUUACGUGGAACCACCUACUGAAACUGAUGAAGAUAGUGAUAUUGCUGGAUUAAGGCGCCAACCUCAUGAUGCGAAGGCUCAAAAACAUAGAGAUGCAAUAGAAGUAGAGGAGCGACGAAAAAUAUGGAAAGAUAUUGUCCGUAAUGCUAUACCUAGGAUGAAUAAAAUUGUCAUUCAGACUACGACUUCUCGAGCUAAUAAUUGUCGCAAAGUUGCACAAUUAUGCCAGAAAGAAGCUCGUAAAGCUGCUGGAAAAUCGUGUAAAUCUGCAAAAGAUAUCCAAAGUAGAGUUAAACAGGCCAAUAAACAGAUGCUCAUGUUUUGGAAACGUAAUGAAAAGGAAGAGCGUGAAUUACGUAAAAAAGCGGAAAGAGAGGCUUUAGAGAGAAUGCGAGUGGAAGAAGAGCUACGAGAAGCGAAAAGACAAGCGCGAAAACUAAAUUUCCUCAUAACUCAAACUGAACUUUAUAGUCACUUUGUCGGAAAAAAAAUUGGGACUCAAACGACAAACGAAGUUUCGGAAAAUUCUAAUCAGGCUGAUGUAGUGACAAACGAUCAAAUCACAGAAUCUUCAAACGCUGAUUUGAAUAUAGACAUGGACAUGGAUGCUGAAUCAGAGGUCCCCGUUCCCCCAUCUUUCGCGGAUAUUGAUUUUGAUGAAGACUCUGAAGAUGCCCUUAGAGAAAAGGCACGCAUAAUUGCACAAAAUGCUCUUAAACAAGUCAAAAAACAUACAGCUGAUUUUGAUGGUGAAAGAACUGGUAGUGGAUCAAACGAGAUUUCUGUAACGAACCAAGAUUUGGAUCAAAUGAACUUUCAAAACCCAUCCAGUAUGCCAUCAAUGGCAGAAAUUAAACAACCAUCUAUACUAGUAAAAGUUACGUUGAAAGAUUAUCAGUUAAGAGGAUUAAAUUGGCUAGCUAACCUUUAUGAGCAGGGUAUUAAUGGAAUUUUGGCUGAUGAAAUGGGGUUGGGAAAGACGGUUCAAUCUAUAUCGUUGAUGGCUCAUCUUGCAGAGACUCAUAACAUAUGGGGCCCAUUUUUAGUAAUCGCACCAGCGUCUACUCUUCAUAAUUGGCAAAAAGAAAUAGCUGAAUUUCUUCCCGCUUUUAGGAUUUUGCCAUAUUGGGGCACUAUGAAAGACCGAGCUAUACUAAGAAAAUCCUUAAAUAAAAGAAAUCUAAUAUUUAAUCAAGAUGCCCCAUUCCAUGUCGUUAUCACAAGCUACCAAUUGAUUGUUCAAGAUCAGGGUUACUUUUCAAGAACAAAAUGGCAAUAUAUGAUUUUAGAUGAGGCACAGGCUAUCAAGAGCUCCACUAGCGCGCGCUGGAAAACUCUUCUUGGUUUUCAAUGUCGUAAUCGACUCUUGCUGACUGGCACACCGAUCCAAAACAGUAUGCAAGAAUUGUGGGCACUUUUACAUUUUAUUAUGCCAACUCUUUUUGACUCGCACCAGGAAUUUAGUGAAUGGUUUUCUAAGGACAUUGAAAGUCAUGCUGAAAAUAAGGGUUCGUUAAAUGAGCACCAACUUAAACGACUACACAUGAUUUUGAAACCCUUCAUGCUGCGCCGUGUAAAGAAAAAUGUUCAAAAUGAACUUGGAGACAAAAUAGAGAAAGAAGUAUUUUGUCAGUUAACGGCGAGGCAACGUGUUCUAUAUCGUGGUCUUCGUGAUAAGAUUUCAGUAACAGAAUUAUUAGAAAAAGCUGCAACAUGGCCUGACAAUGAUAAUGUCGAUAGUUUAAUGAAUUUAGUAAUGCAAUUUCGUAAAGUGUGUAAUCAUCCGGAAUUAUUUGAUAGAGCAGAUGUAUCUGCUCCUUUUGCUUUUUGUAAUUAUAGCUCUACAUUCAUUAUAUCCCGAGAAGAACAUUUAUACCUUCCAUAUUCUACAAAAAAUGUGCUUACCUAUAAAAUUCCCAAAACGAUAUUCCGAAGUGGAGAUACAUUUUCAUUCUUGAAAUUUGUGGAUAUUAGCCCUUCAGAAGCGUCUGAAGUUUUCUUUAGCAAUAUUUUGCAACGGUGGCUUUUCCAUCUUUUACGACGAGUGCAUAAAGCUCGAAGAAGAUUUUUUAUUACACAAGAUGGCGAAAGCUAUUCAAAUGUUCCAAUCAAUACAUAUGCUCGUUUUUUGAUUGCUGAAACAGCAUUUAAGCUUGCACCGAUGAAUAUUGAAGUAUCAUCGGUCCUAAGUGAUUUAACAAGCAUUUUUGAAAAUACUACUCGACAUGAAUUAGUUGCAAUUUCUCCUCCAAUUCAGCCUAUGUGUAUAGAUAAAGGUUUUUAUAAUGAUCAAGAACAACUUAUGUUCAAUCCAUUUAUAAGAUCCGCCCUCUCAGGAAUAAAAGAAUUAAUGCCUCAGAACGAGCGGAAUUCUAACAUUGUUGGUCAAUUCUUAAUUCAAUCUGAGGGUGAGGGCGUAAUAGGCCAGACAUACCGGAAAGAUAAUGGGUUCUCAUAUAUGCGAGUGCCACCUCUUAAAAAACUUGUUUUGGAUUCCGGGAAAUUGACAAAACUUGAUGAAUUACUCAAAGAACUUAAAGCUGGUGGUCAUCGGGUUUUAAUUUAUUUCCAAAUGACGCGUAUGAUCGACCUGAUGGAAGAAUACCUUGCGUACAGGCAAUAUAAGUAUUUAAGACUCGAUGGUUCGUCAAAAAUAGCUGAUCGUCGUGAUAUGGUUGAAGACUGGCAAACGCGAUCUGAAAUAUUCGUUUUCCUGUUGAGUACUCGUGCUGGUGGUUUAGGUAUUAAUCUGACAGCAGCAGAUACUGUUAUCUUUUAUGAUAGUGAUUGGAAUCCUACAGUCGACCAACAGGCUAUGGAUCGUGCACAUAGAUUGGGUCAAACUAAACAAGUUACUGUAUACAGACUGAUAACCAAAGGUACUAUUGAAGAAAGGAUCCUUCAGCGCGCGAAGCAGAAAGAUGAAAUUCAAAAAGUUGUCAUAUCCGGCGGUGAAUUCAAGCAAGUCGACUUCAAACCACGAGAGAUUGUAUCGUUACUUCUUGAAGAUGAUGAGCUUGAAGCUAAACUUCGUGAUCAACAGUCAAAGCGCAAGGUCGAAGAUGAUGACGCUAAGAAAAAAGGAAAUGGUGGAAAACGUCGAAAGAAGGAUUCAAACUCUGGUUCCAGUUCUUCAGUCAUUUCAUCCAGGACCCUCGAAGAUUUAUGGCAUGAAGGAGAACCGCCUAUGGCAGAAACAGAAGGUAGCGGUGUCACUACACCAACGAGUUCUGUUGGUGGCACGAAGAAAAAACGUACGACUAAAACAACAUCAAAAGCACCAGUCAAGGCUAGGACAAAGAAAGCAACUACAAACCCUC